Messenger RNA from Homalodisca vitripennis (glassy-winged sharpshooter), 1262 nucleotides. RefSeq names its product GTP-binding protein Rheb homolog (gene Rheb). The transcript is spliced from 5 exons. Gene Ontology annotation, molecular function: GDP binding; GTP binding; GTPase activity. NCBI's taxonomy places the organism in Eukaryota, Metazoa, Arthropoda, Insecta, Hemiptera, Cicadellidae. Gene Ontology annotation, cellular component: plasma membrane. Bases 143 to 715 code for a protein of 190 amino acids. The record is from RefSeq and is a predicted model, not a curated record. Gene Ontology annotation, biological process: small GTPase-mediated signal transduction.
UCGUUUUCUAAGGAAUUUUCUUCCAUUGUGAAAUAACGUUGUGUCAGUACAUGUGGACGUCAAUUGUUGUGGUUUAAAAUAAUUAAAUAAUUUCUUAACUUUGAUAUGUUUGUGGUAUUUUGAGAACAAAAACUACAACAAUAUGCCACCGAAACAAAGAAAGAUUGCAAUUAUGGGAUACAGAUCAGUGGGUAAAUCAUCCCUGAGCAUCCAGUUUGUAGAUGGACAGUUUGUGGAUUCCUAUGACCCAACAAUAGAAAAUACUUUCAUAAAGACAACUCGAGUGCGUAGUCAGGAGUAUGACCUGAAGCUGGUGGACACUGCAGGUCAGGACGAGUACUCGAUAUUCCCAGCCCAGUACUCAAUGGACAUACAUGGUUACGUCCUCGUUUACUCCAUCACAUCCAGCAAAUCCUUUGAAGUGGUGCAAAUCAUUUAUGAGAAGUUGCUUGAUAUGACGGGAAAAAUCCAUGUUCCUAUAGUGUUGGUGGGCAACAAGACUGAUCUCCACAUGGAGAGGAUGAUCAGCAGCGAUGAGGGUAGAAGACUGGCAGAAAGUUGGAAGGCUGCUUUCAUCGAAGCAUCUGCCAAGCAGAAUGAAGUAUGUUCACCGUUCAGGAGUAGUUCGGUCGCUGACAUAUUCCAUACAAUGCUCUUGGAAAUAGAGAAGGCCAACGGUAACAUGCAGGAGAAGUCCAACUGUUCCGUCUCUUGAACGAGCCGAGCCAAACAUGACGUACAAAUCUCAUCAUCCCAAAAGUUGUUUUCUCAAACAGAAAAACUGUAACUGUCUUAAUCACUUCAAAGAAGUCACAAAUUUUACUCCCGUCAGUGGUCGGUGUUACUUAUCGGCCUGUGUACAAUACCAUUCAUUAUACUAUCACUAUUGUUGAUCCAUGCUAGAUACAUUUAUUUGUAUACAAUUUUAAACGUGAACAAUACAUAGGCUAUUUUUGCUAGUUGUUGGUGUAGAGAUAGGGUAGAUUAAGGUUCCUUUAUUUGUACAUUGUGUGUAUUGAUAUCAUCACUUAUAUAUUUGUAAAUACAACAAAUGAAUGACUAAGUAAUAUGUAUGUUUGGGUGCGUAAUGUACAAUGUUUUAACGUGACAUACGUCAGUUAUUUAAUGAUAAUGGGUUUUUGUUAAACUUAAGUUAGCGUCUUACUGUAAAUGGUUUUCAUAAUAAAGAACAUAUGUAUUUGAAAUUAAUUUAUUUUGUAUUAUACUUUUGAAACAAUAAAGUAAUAAAAAUUGUAAGAGUA